Molecule: messenger RNA, 6528 nt
Organism: Saccostrea echinata
Lineage: Eukaryota; Metazoa; Mollusca; Bivalvia; Ostreida; Ostreidae
Product: mucin-2-like
Exons: 15
Coding region: 29-5212 (1727 amino acids)
Source: RefSeq, a predicted model, not a curated record
GAUAGAAAACACUGAAAUAAAAGUUACUAUGACAACAUCUGCAUUGCUAAGCUCCUUUUCCUUAACUGGAUCUCCCACAACUACAUUGCAAACAGCACAAAAUUUCUCAGCUGGCGGACUGUUAACACCAUCAAGUGAUAUUUUGCUGACUUCAGCAGUAUCCACAACAACGGUAUCCAGCAGCAUGUUAUCAUCUCUAGAUAUUUCUGAAACUUUAUCACUCAUUUCAGCCUCUUCAAACACAGAAGUAUUAACAUCUUCAACAAUGGUUAUUUCUACCAAACAUGUGAGCUCUGGAACCCCUUCAAGUACUGUUGGUCCUACAGAGAAUACAACUUUAACACCAUCUUCUACAGCCGUAUUUUCCAGCUUACAAGUGAGCUCUGAAAUUCCUUCGAGUACUAUUGGUUCUACUGAGAAUUUGACAUCAACAAUGGUGUUUUCUACUACACAAAUAAGCUCAGAAACCCUUUCAAGUACUGUUAGUUCUAUACAAAAUUUAACUCCAACAGCUGUGUUUUCUACUUCACAAAUGAUCUCAGAAAAUCCUUCAAGUGCUCUUGGUUCCACAGAAAAUGUAAAUUCAACACUAUCGUCAUCUACACUGAAGAUGAGUACCAGUGUCUUCAGUGCCAUGGAGAUGUUAACAACAUACUUAUAUACAUCUCAGGUGAAUUCUGAUUUUCAGUCAAGUUUGACAGCAAAUGUUUCUUCAGUUCCAUCCAUAUCCCAUUCAUUGGUCAGUACAGUGGUAACAACACACAGUCCAACAUCAUUUGAAAGUUCAAUGCUGACAACACCACAAACAGCCAGCAGUUUUAUAGCCACAUCUACUGACGUUUCUUUAGUAACAACUCCUCUACUCAACACCUCUAGUGAAACAGUCCAAAUAACAGUGACACCUUCCAGUGAAUUUACCACUACAACAAACAAUGUAUCUUCAACAGUAGAACUGUCUUCUGCACCUUCGACUUUGAUACCAAACACUUCUGUUACUGCUGUUACAACAAGCAAUUUGGGAACCAGUGAGCUGCUACCUUCAAUGAUGUCAAACUUAUCAACACCUGUGCUUUCUGCCAUUUCAUCUGAGCCAAUUUUUGCAACCAUAUCACAAACAAUUGAGCCAAGCAGUUCUGUAAAUGUAUCCAUGGUUGAACAAACAACACAGCAGGCAACAAUGAGUAUGUCUUCAUUCCCAGCUUUAACUGUUUUCCAAACAGAAUCCAUGGUGACUGGAAUUUUGGAAAGUUCUUCAGUUUUGUCUAAUUUGUCAAAAACAGAAAUAGCCACUUCAUUUACAGUGAUGGUUUCUACAAGAAAUAUGUCAGAAACAACCAUUUCACCAACAUCAUUUAUCAUGAGUAGUGCAUUGACAGCUAGUUUGCUAGGAAUGUCUUCUUUGUAUGUGUCAACAGAUUUUGGAAAUGGAUCCACAGUUUUGAUGUCCAGUACAGCCUCAUCAAUGAUUGAACACUCUGUUUCUAUAUCUUCAUCAGAAAAUGUAAGCAGUGGGGUUGUUUCAACUUCAUUCAUAUUGAGCAGUGGACAAUCAACAAUGAUGCCUUUCUUAAAUGGAUCUUUACAGCCUUCUGUGGAAAUAAAGACUUCCAGCUCAAGCACUGAGUUUUCGAGUGAAUUCUUCCUGUCAACAUCCUCUAUACCAGAGAUCAAUGUGUCAUCAACUGCAGUAUGGAGCAACUAUACGGAACAAGUUACAGGUGGACUUUUCACAUCCACUAUAGCACCGGAUCUUUCAAGUUCUUAUUCAACAAUUGAUAUAUCAAAUUCAAGUACUGUGCACCCUAUAGUGUCAACUAUAUCAACAGAACUAAUUUACAAUAGCACUUAUAGUCCAACAAUUACUAAUAUAGAGACAGUUACUCCCAGUAUGCCAAGCUCCCUGGCAAGUAGUCCAGUAAUCACCAGCAUGAUCAAUUCAUCCAUUCUGAAUAGUGAUAGCAUGUCCACAAUACUGAUUAUAUCUGAAGUACUAACAAACUCUACAAUAGCUGUACCAACAUCAAGUAGUCAGAUGUCAUCAGGUGUUAUGAGUGAAUUAUUAUCUAGCACGGGAAUUUUGAGCACAUCUAGCACAAAUAUGGUGUCAGAGAGCACAGCGGGAGUGUCACCAAAUUUAUCUAGCUUGGUUAUGGAUCAGUCUUCACAACUGGUUCCAGAUUUAUCUUCACUCUACACAGCACAAAGUUCACCACAAAACACAAUGGUCAGCUCUCAAACUUCAAAUUUCUUUUCUUCAGUGUCAUCAACUUUUGCAGCAGUGACAACAGGUGUUCAAAGCAUGACCUUUGUUGUGUCUUCAACUAUUCCAAGCAAUACCGAAGUUGUUUCUUCAACUAUUCCAAGCAUCACCCAGGUUGCUUCUUCAUCUCUUCAAAGUACCACCCAGAUUGAGUCAACAUCUCUUCAAAGCACUUUGCCAACUGUUCCAGACACCUUUCUGACUUCAUUAUUUUCUUCACCUCCUUUGGUAACAGUAACUCCAGUUAGCUCAGUGGAAGUGACAUCAAGUACUAUUCAGGCAGCAUUGUCAACUGUAUCAACUCCGCAUACAUCUUCUGUAAUAACAACCUCUUCAGUUAAUGUGCUAAAUUCCAGCCAGGCAGCAGUUUCAAUUUCAUCAACACCAGAGGUAUCUCUCACAACAACGGUAUCUGCAACUCCAGACAUUAGUCCCACUCCAUCUUCACCCAGUGUAACAAGCCUUGUAACAUCAACAAUAUCAAGUACCCCUACACCAGGCCAAAGUGUUACACCAUCACCUGCAUCGACAAGUCAAAUACCAGACGCAUCAAGUGUCCAGACUAGUAUAUCAGGGGUGUCUACUCUAGUGAUGGAGGCAUCUCAGCUGGUAUCAAGUGUCAACAGUACAGUAUCAACAACAGAUAUGGUCUCCACUGUAUCAGCAACAAUUAACAUCACCACUACCCUUAUCCCAAGCUCUACAGAGAUGCAGAUGAAUAUGACUUCUUCAGAGCUUCCAUCGUCAACUGUAACAGUCUCUUCAUCAGUGGUCACAGGUAAUAUAACUGAGGGUUCAACCACAACAGAGGUUCCCUCUACCACAACAACAACAACAACAACAACACCAACAACACCAAGCCCAACAACAACAGUUAAUGUCAGGACCUUCUGGGUUGUUACAGUCUUGAAGAUCCCUAUGACAGAGGAUAUUACCAACAAAACUUUCAUUUUAUCCAUGGAGGUUAAAAUUGCAACUGCCUAUUUGAAAGCAUUUGAGAGACAAAAACAGAUUGCAGAGGGCACGUAUCAACCGCUUCGUCGAAAGCGUGCAGCACAAGUCCAAGACACUGUUGUAGAAAUAGCAAAUGCUACCAGGACACAGGGAACAGGAAAUGUGACCUUUGUUUACACGAUUACCAAAAAUGGAACCCAAGUUCGUUCAGAAGAAGCUGUUAGGACACUUGGAUUGCUUAGUGACCAGGAAAUGGCUCUUAAGUUAGGAUAUGUUGUUGCAGAAAAAGCCAGUACUUAUUAUGGAAGGAAUAGUGGGGGUGCUGCUCCAGAGGAGGCCAAUAAUCUGUGGGUGGUGGGUGUGGCUGUCAGUGCAGUUGUACUUGUCAUCAUAGUCAUUUGGGUGAUUUUCUGCUUCAUCAUCAAAAAGAGAGGUCCAGAGAGUUUAAAAGAAGGAGAGCCAGCCCAACUUCUAAAGAUGAAAGGUGGAACAAAGGAUGAUGAGUCAGUAGAGAUGGUUCAGUCACCUAGCACCUCAACACAGAAUGUGAAAAAGAGGCAAUCUUAUGAGGUCACCAAGGGUGAAGAUAUGGAGGACCCAACCUAUGCCACUGUUAAAAAGCCAGGCAAAAAGCCAGCAAGAGAAGAUUCUACGGCUGGUGAAUCUGCUACCUUGGCAUCGGAUGACACGGGGUUGAUACCAUCACCGAGUAAAAGGGGCAAGCGAAAGAAGAAGAGGAAACCCCCUUCAGAGGAUUUUGAUAAUAUUGAGAGGGAAACUCACUUAGGUUCGUCAGCCCCACCUCAGCCAUCCAGAGAAUAUAAGCCAAUGUCUUUGGAGGAUGAAACAGAAUACCAGAGGAAGGUAGCAGAAGAGAGAAGGAAAAAUAAGAAAAGAUUGAGAGAGAAAAGAAGGAGAGAGGGACAGAAAAAGGAAGACACUGAAAACAUGAUGAAGGAGUACCUUGCUGUUCAAGAGGAGUUAGACAAUGUGUUAGAUGCCCCUCUUCCAGAGGGGGAGGUGCCCGAGGUCUUCAGAACCUCAUCUAAAGGUUCCAAAAAGAGAAGAAGGAAAAAGGCAGAAGGGGAAAAGAACGAAGGCUUUGAAGCUGAGAAUCUCUCAGACGCCAAGAAGAGGAUGCACAAACUGUUGGAUGAUGCAUUUUCCCUAAUUUCUCCUCAACUUGAUGAAUCUUCUUCAGAAAAUUCUGAAGAUAAAUUAAGUUUGCUUGGUGAUAGAAGAGCUCUGUCACCCAAACAAAGUACUAUGUCUCAGAGCGAGGGCCCCUCCCCCUCUACUAGCCCCAGGAGUAAAUCCCCCGUGUCCCUAUUCAAAGAGAGGAAAAACCAAGAGGAGGAGAAGCCAGAAAAGAAACAUGAACCUAUGAUAGUAAAUCCCAGUUACCAUGGUUCCCGGAGGGAGGGUCUAACCACGUGGAGUCCGUACAGGGCAGCGGAUGAGGUGACUUUAAUCUCCAUGCCAAAAACUGUGGUUCCUGAGGAUGAGGUGGAGAGAAAGGGUCAUCACUCAAAGCGACCCGCUGUAAAUCUCCCAGAACCUGUGCCAAAUACCUCCUACACUACAGAGCCCCCCAAACCAAUCAUUCUAAGGAGUCUGAGCAAAGACAAACCCUCUUCAAAACACUCAACAGACCCCAAACCUUAUCAGCAUAAUGGUUUUGGUUCUACUGAAGAAUCAGCCACAGACAGACUGAAAUCCAGUUAUGUUAGUCAAAGUGGGUCAGGAAGGGUCAAGUCUGCCAAUGGUGACCUGACCCGAAAACCACCAAUCCAACAUCAAAAACCCUUUAAACGCACCCCAGAAGGGGAAGAUAUGACUGAUGUUGUAUCAAAAGAAAUUCAUCCUGGGGAGACCCCAGAAAAUACAAUAACAGCUGUGAGGAAUGAACUCCAGAAUAUUGUUCACCCCACUGUUGUGACAGUGAAAUCAGGGGGGUGGACCAGAAACUCCUCAGGGGGGAUGGCGGAUAUAGCAUAGCUAGGUGAUUUCAUCACUGAGUUCCAUGAGAGUUUGCCUAGUAUUCAGUAUAGAAAGAAAAAUGGAUGGUUAUUUUUUGUCCCACAAUUACCUGUCAAAGGGACAUAACUGUGAUUUGUUACUAAACUGGAGGCACAUUUAGAUUUUUAUACUACAUGUAGUGAUAAGUAAUUGAAUGUAAAAGGAUUUCCUCUACAUUUGGUUGAGAUAUAUUUAAUAUUUUUUUUAAAAGGAGUGCUCUUGAAAUAUUUUAGAUACUAAGAAGAGCUGCUGGUGAUUUAAAUGAUAGGGCUAUAAAUAUUUUGCAAGUUCUGGUUGAAAAUCAUGCAUUUAUAUUUUUACAAUAAUUUGCAUAGUUGAGUGAUGUAUAAGAACUCAUUGUUAGAUCUGUUGAAAGGAUCUCUUAUAUAUAUUGAUAAUUAUAAUAAAACUGCAUUUAUUUAGUUUAUUUUGAUUGGUUAUGGUAGGUUUAUAAAUUUUAUUUGGUUGUAGUUUAAUCAAAGUUAUACUUGUAGACUGAUAUUAAUGUUUAUUUUUAAUUAUUUAAUUAAUUCUAUGUGUUCCCAUACAAAACAAUGAGCAAUUCUCUGGAAUUAUUUUUUUAUAUGACAAAAAGCAUGUCACAAGUUGUGGUUUGUUUAGGCUUAUAAGCCUACAAGUACUUCUACAAGCACCUCUUUUUCAAAUGCUUUGAUAUUUUUUUUCUGCAAGUAUACUGAAAGGUUGGAUACACAUUCCUGUUUUGAAAUUUGAUUGGUCUCUUCAUUAUGUUUUGAGAAAUAUCCCUAUUUUAUAGCAUUAUGUUUUGCAAGUGUUUUAUUGUUUAAAGCAUUCCACAAUUUCUUGUUUUGUAUACAUACUUUUUAGGAAAGAAAAAAUUAUUUCCCAUGAUAACAGUCUUCAUCAGAAAAAACUCCAGAGUUGAAAAGUUUAAUAUAUAUUCAUUGUCACCUGCAUUGUUGUUAAGUGGGAGCUGUUAGCGUUGGAGCCCAGUCAGUCUCGCUUCUCUUACCCCCGGAGGUACCAUGGGUUUCAGAAGAUGAAGCAGUUAUUAACAGACAUAUUCUUUAUAUUCUUGGAGAAUUGAAAUCAUUAAUUUUUUAUCAGACAUUCCCUAUAUAUUCUUAUAAAAGGCAGUAUCGACAUUCCUCUUCCAAAUGUUAUCCUUGUUCCCGGUAAUAGGGUUGUGACUUAGUGCUGAGCUUAUGUGAUAUUUAUAAUGUUUUUUUUUUCAUUGCACUUGAACAAAUGUUUUCUACUUAAUAAAUGAUCUGUUAUUUAUGAUCUUAAUAAAUUAUUGACCAUUGUGCACUAGA